Molecule: messenger RNA, 1824 nt
Organism: Mycetomoellerius zeteki
Lineage: Eukaryota; Metazoa; Arthropoda; Insecta; Hymenoptera; Formicidae
Exons: 5
Coding region: 369-1778 (469 amino acids)
Source: RefSeq, a predicted model, not a curated record
GAUCAUUGCAAUUUUGUUCGCCAGCGAACGAGUGUCUUUUGCAUUUGUUCAGAGACAUAUUAUAAGAGUAACCACGACAAUAUCAUCGCUAUAAGGAAACGCAUCCCUCGAGUUCUCUUACGAUGCUAAUGAGACUCGGUACUUUUUGAAGACCUCAUCAGUCAUACGCACAAGAUACCUCUCAGCCGAUUCUACGUGCUUGAAGAGUCUCAAGAUACCAUUCGCCAAACGGAUCCUUCCAUGCUGAUAACUCACAGUACAAGUUGGUUUGUCUGAAGCAAUUACCACCAACAACUAAAUUAAUUACUAAAGGAAAAUAGAAAACGGAAGUGAUAACAGCUAGCACUUAAUAAAUAAAUCACAAACAAAUGGAAAUAAUGAAUGAUGACAAAUCGGAUCACAUAAAACAAGAUCAUACUCAGAAUAUCAUGAAAGAAAUCAUAUCAAGUGCGAAAAAUCAAAGCAAUGACAUCGAUGGAUACACAAAAAAUACAGACAAAGAUGAAUACUAUGAACUUGUAGAGGCAAAAAACACCGUUAAAUACAUCAAACAUCUUGUGGAGGUUGCGAAGCCUACAAUCGAUCAGAAUUCUGCGAAACCGAAGGAUUAUGAUAAAUGGACGGAGGAAGAACAAUUCAAAUAUAUUAUGGAUAACGUGAAAACAUAUAUGCCAAGUAUACCGCAAUCCUUAUUAUUUUUUACAUCAGGUACACUAUAUCGAGGAGAUUGUGGUCGAAAUUCGAUGGACAGACCAUUCUGGCUGGACAUGGAAAAAUUUCAGAGAGGUCAAAAAUUUAUGCUAGAUCAUUUAACCUCAAUUAUUUUGGCUAAUAUGUUAUCGCUUUUCCAGUUAUUCGCUUUCACAGAUGGUCUUAAACCGCUCAUCUUCAGUCAACAAUCUCACACGCCGUAUUUAGCGUUUAAAAGGUAUUUGUCUACGUUUUGUUAUAUAAGAAGUUGGAUAACGGGAGAUCCAUGGACCGUGGGCACGCGAGCAUACAACGAUAUACAAACUGUGCGUAGAAUGCACCGUGCAAUGCGAUUGAAACUCUGUGAACACGAUAAUGAGGAAAUCGAUAUGUUGACUAAAAUUCCAAAUCCAUGGUGUUCUGAUAGAGAAAUAAUUUUAGAAGAUUUAUCUUCCUGUCCAUAUCCGACUGUAGAAAAUGGUUGUCUCCAUCUACUGGUUAAACCCAAAGGGUUGAAUCAAUCAGAUAUGGCAGCCACGCAAUUCGCUUUCAUGGGGUUGAUUGUGUUGUAUCCUAAAAAAUUCGGCGUUUAUGCUAGCGAUGAAGAUAUUGCAGCCUUUUGCCACACAUGGAGAGGUAUAGGGUACCUUCUUGGCAUGGAGGAUGAAUACAAUUUCUGUCGCGGAAGUCAGAAGGAAAUUAAACAAAGAUCACGCGACUUCAUCAAAGUUUGGGUGAAGCCUUACUUGAGGCAAGUAACGCCUGAAUGGGAACAUAUGCUGAAAUGCGUGAUGGAAGGUACUUCUUAUUAUAUUAAUGUUUUCACAUUCAAGAUGGCACUACUGUAUGUCGCCAAUUUACUGGACAUAGAUAUGCCACGUAUACGAAGUAUGCUCACUUAUUAUGAAUGGCUUAAACUCAUUAUAGUGCAACACUUUCUAAUUCCCUACGUCUUCAAGAUACGAUUUGUAAGACAGUAUAUAAAUAACACAUUUUUUAAGGCACUCGAUAAAGCAAACAAAUAUAAAUCUGAAAAGCAUAUGGAACUUAAAAAGAGAUCUCAAAAGGUUUUAGCCGAGGGCCGAUAAUAUUUGUAUACAGACUUGGAGUUUUACUUAUAUACAUUAUUAGUUA